AUAAAGCCAUUUUUAAAUUUAUUCAUUCUUUUAAUUUCUCCGCCAUCCUCCUCGGCAAUCGGCGAGGUGAAGAACAAACCCCCACCCCGAGAUCUCUUUCUAGGGUCUUGAGAUCCGCUUCGAUCGGCGACACCACCGCAAUGGAAUUCUAGGGUUUCUUCGAGGAUUCGGGGAGGGCUCGAUGUCGGGGGAAGAGUACGGGACCGACGACCACAAGGCCCUCCUCAGAUCCGCUCCCUCGGCGUCCGACUCCGAUCUGGAGGCCAACGGGCUGCCGGCGGUGGCGACGCCGACGUCCGCAAGGAGGAGCGGGAUCGGGGACCUUCUGAGGCACCUGGAUCGUGGUCUCUCUAGCCGGAGCUGGAGCCGGAGCCGCCGGUACACGGACCACGGGGGAUCGCCUUUGGCGUUCGAUGACCCGGCACACGACCCCCUCGGCGACGGCGCGCCGCCGGAGUGGGCGCUGCUGCUUAUUGGGUGCCUUCUUGGUCUCGCCACCGGUAUUUGCGUCGCUGCCUUUAACCAUGGGGUGCAUGUAAUACACGAAUGGGCAUGGGCAGGUACCCCAAAUGAGGGUGCUGCCUGGCUGCGCUUACAGAGACUGGCUGAUACUUGGCACAGAAUACUGUUAAUUCCUGUUACAGGAGGAGUUGUUGUCGGCAUGAUGCAUGGAUUACUUGAAAUAUUCGAGCAGAUAAAGCAGUCAAGAUCUUCACAGAGGCAAGGUAUUGAUUUGCUGGCUGCAAUGUUUCCAACGAUAAAGGCCAUCCAGGCUGCAGUUACUUUGGGCACAGGUUGUUCAUUAGGCCCUGAGGGGCCCAGCGUCGAUAUUGGCAAAUCUUGUGCAAAUGGGUGUUCGGAAAUGAUGGAGAACAAUAGAGAAAGGAGGAUUGCUCUUGUUGCAGCUGGUGCAGCUGCUGGGAUUGCUUCAGGUUUCAACGCAGCAGUUGCUGGAUGUUUCUUUGCUAUUGAAACUGUGCUGAGGCCACUUCGAGCAGAAAACUCUCCUCCAUUUACAACUGCUAUGAUAAUAUUGGCUUCUGUUAUAUCAUCCACAGUAUCAAAUGUUUUACUUGGAGAAAAGCCAGCUUUUAUUGUGCCGACGUAUGAAUUAAAAUCUGCUGCUGAAUUACCUCUAUACCUUAUUCUAGGGAUGCUGUGUGGAGCAGUGAGUGUGGCUUUCACUUGGUUGGUAGUUUGGUUCUCAAAAUCAUUUGAUUAUAUAAAAGAAAGGUUUGGUCUUCCUGCUGUUGUAUGUCCUGCCUUAGGUGGCUUAGGUGCAGGCAUGAUAGCUCUUAGGUAUCCUGGAAUAUUGUACUGGGGUUUCACCAAUGUUGAAGAAAUCCUACACACGGGGAAGAGCGCUUCAGCCCCUGGAAUUUGGCUGUUAACUCAGCUAGCUGGGGCGAAAGUAAUAGCAACUGCUCUUUGCAAGGGUUCUGGUCUUGUAGGUGGUCUUUAUGCUCCAAGCUUGAUGAUUGGUGCUGCUGUUGGCGCUGUUUUUGGUGGUUCAGCUGCACAAGUGAUAAACUCAGCAAUUCCAGGAAAUGCUGCUGUUGCCCAACCACAAGCCUAUGCAUUGGUUGGAAUGGCUGCUACGCUAGCUUCAGUUUGUUCAGUUCCACUGACCUCAGUAUUGCUCCUCUUUGAGCUAACAAAGGAUUACAGAAUAUUGCUUCCACUCAUGGGAGCUGUUGGUUUAGCAAUCUGGGUGCCUUCUGUGGCAAACCAGUCCAAAGAUAGUGAGGUAUUGGAGUCCAGGUCAUCUGGGCAUGGUUAUUCUUCUCUUUUGUCCGCUGAAGACAGAAAUGAAGCUGUCUGGAGAAGACUUGAUGGAAGAGGUGAUCGUGAACUUUCUACAGUAGAAACUGGAAUUCACCAACAUGAGCUAUUAACGGGGGAAGUGGUUCUGGAUGACCUGAAGGUUUCUCAGGCCAUGUCAAGGAAUUAUGUUAAAGUUGUACCGACAGUUAUGGUGAAAGAAGCUUUAAAACUUAUGCAUGAUAACCAUCAAAGUUGUGUUCUUGUUGUUGAUGAUGAAGAUUUUCUGGAGGGAAUUCUUACACUAGGUGACAUUCAGCGGAAAGGAUUAGAAGCAUGUGGAGGGACUCCUCUUACUCCCAAGGGAGAUUCAACAGGUUUAGAUGUGAACAAUUGUCUCAUUUCAUCAUGCCUUACUCGAGGGUUUAAGUAUCAGGGGAUUGAACGUGGACUAUUAACAUGUUUCCCUGACACUGACUUGACAACUGCAAAGGAUCUUAUGGAGGCCAAAGGAAUCAAGCAGUUGCCCGUGGUCAGGCGUGGGGGGGGCCCUAGAAAUGGAUGGAAGCGUGGACUUGUUGCUCUUCUUCAUUAUGAUUCAAUUGGGCGCUGCCUUAGAGAGGAAGUGGAACACAGGAAGACCAUCUACCUGCAUAGGAAAGAUCUCCAGGAAAUCACCACAAAUGGGCAUUGAGUAUGCAGCAAAUCAUGUAGUUACCUUUCAGAGUUCCUCAAACUCAUAUACAGGCCAUCUAGCCCAACCACUACGUUCAUAAUGGGGCACACUUGGAGUUGGGGAUCCCAUCAGUUCCUUUAUUCCAAUGCAUAUGUUCUGUUUUGCAGAGUUCUGCUCCUCUAAUUCAACACGGCUGUAUGCGCCAUCCACACUGUAUGAACCAGGCUCUCUAUGCAAGGAUUCUCUGAAGGCAGUGGAUGCUUGAGCGAACACAAUACUGUUUGGGCACAUGCACCUGCAGCUUGUAGUCUUAGUGGAUUUGGAGAUACAGCAUCUUCUAUAGAGGAUGUAGUAGUAUUGAGCCAGUGCUUCACUCUUCCAUAUUAGCUGAUCAACAUUUUUUUUUUUUUUUACUUGAUUUUUUUGAAGCUAUAGAUCAAGUCAUGUGGAUAACUGAGUUUCCUUGUAUCACCACCCUAUGCAUUUUGGACCAUUUGGGUACUGACAGGAUGUUGUAAAUCUAGUGGAACAAGCCUUGUAUGAGUGAAGGUGCUUAAUACAAUUUUACAGAACAAAUCCUUCAAUAUCUGCAAUAUUGUAUUGUAUACUCUGCAAUGGAGUGCGUCCAAUGGUCUUUCUAACAAAGAAUGCAUUUUUUGA
Molecule: messenger RNA, 3097 nt
Organism: Phoenix dactylifera (date palm)
Lineage: Eukaryota; Viridiplantae; Streptophyta; Magnoliopsida; Arecales; Arecaceae
Product: chloride channel protein CLC-f
Biological process (GO): transmembrane transport; chloride transport
Cellular component (GO): chloroplast; Golgi apparatus; membrane
Molecular function (GO): chloride transmembrane transporter activity
Source: RefSeq, a predicted model, not a curated record